Messenger RNA from Cheilinus undulatus (humphead wrasse), 8561 nucleotides. It is a transcript of the gene grin2ba, whose product is annotated as glutamate receptor ionotropic, NMDA 2B. Lineage: Eukaryota; Metazoa; Chordata; Actinopteri; Labriformes; Labridae. Gene Ontology annotation, molecular function: NMDA glutamate receptor activity; transmitter-gated monoatomic ion channel activity involved in regulation of postsynaptic membrane potential. The record is from RefSeq and is a predicted model, not a curated record. Gene Ontology annotation, biological process: monoatomic ion transport; synaptic transmission, glutamatergic; long-term synaptic potentiation. The coding region runs from base 524 to 5665 and encodes 1713 amino acids. The transcript has 19 exons. Gene Ontology annotation, cellular component: NMDA selective glutamate receptor complex; postsynaptic membrane; postsynaptic density membrane.
AAUCACGUAGCUAGCUUUACCCUGAAUUUCAUACCAAACGCACUUCCUCCCUCCUCCACUCACGAUGGCAGGUGAACAGCUCAGCGUGCUGUAUCCGGUUUGUGGAUAAAACUGCGGAAAACUCCAGUCCUGUCAGUUAGGAGGUGAAGGAGACAGAGACUCAGGUCCAAAGAUGCCUUUGGCUGACGUCAAACAGAGCUUCUGCACUGAGUCAAGAACUGUUCUGCGUGUUUUGAUGGAGUCAUCUGAGAUCAGUGAAGGGGGGCAAAUGCUGCACAAAGGUCAGCGUCAUUUCAGACUGGCGGACGUCAGAAAAACAAGCAAACGACUCUUCGGAGGAGCGAAGGGGAGAACCGAAGUGAAGCUGCUCCUGUGGAGUACAAUUACCUCCAAAGUGCUGCUCUACCCCCCUAACCCAUCCAGGAUUUUCCCUAAAACUGCUUUGAGCCUCCCUCCGUCUGAGGCUAUGAGAGGGAGAGAGGAGUCCCAGGCUGUACCAUCAUGCUUCUUCUGAGACGCUGGGAUGAGACUUUGGCUGGCAAAACAAAAGGUAAUACUCUCCCACUCCUCCACCAUGCCUGUCCACGGCUGCUGCAGCCCCUCCCUGCCUCAUGGCCAAGCAGAGGCCUCCACCUCCGCCCCCUCACUCGUCCAGAAGCAGGAGAGGCGAGUCCGACCCCUACCCCAGCCCCCGCCUCCGUCGCUCCCCGGCCGCCACAGCGCCUCUCUCCGCCUCCCCCUCCUACUCCUCCUGCUCUGCCUUCUCCACCUGCCCCCGGCCUGCCACUCACGGAGAGAGAAGGGCGGGGGAGGCGGUGGCGGCCACUACAUCCCGAUCCCUCAGCCCCCGCCUCACCACAUGGCCCUUCCCAACAUCUUGCGUGGCCUCAGCAUCGCCGUCGUCCUGGUGGGGAACUCCAGCGAGAUGGCGCUGACGGGGGCUCGGGAGAAGGAGGACUUUCUGCACAUGGCACCCAACGUGGAGGUGCUGACCAUGAAUGAAACGGACCCUAAGAGCAUCAUCAAGAGCAUCUGUGACCUCAUGACGGAGCACUGGCUGCAGGGCGUGGUGUUCGGGGACGACACCGACCAGGAGGCCAUCGCCCAAAUCCUUGACUUCAUCUCAGCGCAGACGCACAUCCCCAUCCUCGGAGUCCGCGGCGGCUCCUCCAUGAUCAUGGCUGCCAAGGAUGACAACUCCAUGUUCUUUCAGUUCGGCCCCUCCAUUGAGCAGCAGGCUUCAGUCAUGCUGAACAUCAUGGAGGAAUACGACUGGUACAUCUUCUCCAUCGUCACCACAUACUACCCCGGCUACCAGGACUUCGUCACCAAGAUCCGGAGCACCAUCGAGAACAGUUUUGUCGGCUGGGAGCUGGAGGAGGUUUUACUCCUUGACAUGUCUGUAGAUGACGGAGAUUCAAAGAUCCAAAACCAGCUGAAGAAGCUGCAGAGCCCCGUAAUUCUCCUCUACUGCACCAAAGAGGAGGCCAACACCAUUUUUGAGGUGGCUCACUCUGUAGGCAUCACCGGCUAUGGCUACACCUGGAUCGUUCCCUCGUUGGUGGCUGGAGACACGGUCGUAGUGCCUGCAGAGUUCCCCACAGGUCUUCUCUCUGUCUCCUACGACGAGUGGGACUACGGCCUGGACGCGCGUGUCCGUGACGGUGUGGCGAUCAUCACCAUGGCAACCUCCACUAUGAUGAUGGACCGCGGACCUCACACGCUGCUGAAGUCAGAGUGUCACGGAGCUCCGGACAAGAAAACUCCCAUCUCAGGCAACCCCAAUGAAGUGCUCAGGUACCUGAUGAAUGUGACGUUCGAGGGCCGAAACCUGUCGUUCAGUGAGGACGGAUACCAGAUGCAUCCGAAGCUGGUCAUCAUCCUGCUCAACAAAGACAGACAGUGGGACCGGGUAGGUAAAUGGGAGAACGGUUCCCUGUCCAUGAAGUACCACGUGUGGCCUCGGUAUGAACUGUACGGAGGGGCGGCGACCAGGGAGGACGACCACCUGUCCAUUGUGACCUUGGAGGAGGCUCCGUUUGUCAUCGUGGAGGACGUGGAUCCUCUGAGUGGAACGUGCAUGAGGAACACGGUGCCCUGCAGGAAACAGAUCAAAACACUGAAUCAAACCAAGGAGUCAGGGAUCUACAUAAAGCGCUGCUGUAAAGGUUUCUGCAUAGACAUCCUGAAGAAGAUCGCAAAGUCAGUCAAGUUUACCUAUGACCUUUACCUAGUCACCAACGGCAAACAUGGCAAGAAGGUCAACGGGACGUGGAACGGCAUGGUGGGAGAGGUGGUGUUGAAAAACGCUCACAUGGCCGUCGGCUCUUUGACCAUCAACGAGGAGAGAUCCGAGGUCAUAGAUUUCUCCGUCCCCUUCAUUGAGACAGGAAUCAGCGUCAUGGUUUCCCGUAGCAAUGGCACUGUUUCACCCUCAGCCUUCUUGGAGCCCUUCAGCGCCGAUGUGUGGGUGAUGAUGUUCGUGAUGCUGUUGCUGGUGUCAGCAGUGGCGGUGUUUAUAUUCGAGUACUUCAGCCCUGUGGGCUACAACCGCUGUCUGGCUGACGGCAGAGAGCCUCAUGGUCCAUCCUUCACCAUCGGUAAAGCAAUCUGGCUGCUGUGGGGUCUGGUCUUCAACAACUCUGUGCCCGUGCAGAACCCUAAAGGAACCACGAGUAAGAUCAUGGUGUCGGUGUGGGCCUUCUUCGCUGUCAUCUUCCUGGCCUCGUACACUGCCAACCUGGCUGCCUUCAUGAUCCAGGAGGAGUACGUGGACCAGGUCACGGGUCUCUCUGAUAAAAAGUUCCAGAGUCCAAACGACUUCUCUCCUCCAUUUCGGUUCGGCACCGUCCCAAACGGCAGCACAGAGAGGAACAUUAGGAACAACUACCCAGAGAUGCACUCGUACAUGACCAAGUUUCAUCAGAGGAACGUCAAUGAGGCUCUGCAGAGUCUGAAGGCCGGCAAACUGGACGCCUUCAUUUACGACGCUGCCGUCCUCAACUACAUGGCGGGCCGAGACGAGGGCUGUAAGCUGGUGACCAUCGGUAGCGGGUACAUCUUUGCCACCACCGGGUAUGGCAUCGCCAUCCAGAAGGAGUCGCUCUGGAAGAGACACGUCGACCUCGCCAUCCUGCAGCUGUUUGGAGAUGGUGAGAUGGAGGAGCUGGAGUCGCUGUGGCUGACAGGGAUCUGCCACCACGAGAAGAACGAGGUAAUGUCCAGCCAGCUGGAUGUGGACAACAUGGCCGGCGUCUUCUACAUGCUCGGCGCCGCCAUGGCUCUGUCGCUCAUCACGUUUAUCUGCGAGCACUGGUUCUACUGGCAGCUGCGCUUCUGUUUCAUGGGCGUCUGUUCCGGCCAGCCAGGCUUCGUCUUCUCCAUCAGCAGGGGCAUCUACAGCUGCAUCCACGGCGUACAGAUUGAGGAGAAGAGCAGCUCUGCGCUGAACUCCCCGUCAGCCACCAUGAACAACACCCACUCCAACAUCAUGCGCCUCUUACGCACCGCCAAAAACAUGGCGUCCCUGUCGGGGGUGAACGGCUCACCACACAGCGCUCUGGAUUUCAUCCGGCGAGAAUCUUCUGUGUACGACAUCUCGGAACACAGGCGCAGCUUGGCGGGCCACUCGGACUGCAAACCACCGUAUCUACCGGAAGACAACAUGUUCAGCGACUACAUCAGUGAGGUGGAGAGGACGUUUGGUAACCUCCACCUUAAGGACAGUAAUCUGUACCAGGACCACUACCUCCACCACCAUGGAUCAACACUUGGGCUCAGUGGACCACCACCCAACAGGCCCCACAGUUUGGGUAGUGCUAGCUCUCUAGAGGGUGGUAUGUUCGACUGUGACAGCCUAGGUGGAGGUGUGGCUCCUAUUUUUACCACCCAGCCCUGCUCAGCACUGACUCAUAGAAACAUGAGCAAGUUUGAUUUGCUGUCUGGACAAACUCCUCCCUCAGGACAGAGCUUCAAGGGAGGCCUGCCAGACCUGUACGGGAAGUUUUCCUUCAAGGGAGGUGCCUCGAGUUCUACGUACAUCCCUGGGCAUAACUACUGUGGAGGUAGAGGCGAUGACGAUGGGAAUAUACGCUCAGAUGUCUCUGAUAUCUCCACUCAUACGGUUACGUACGGAAACUUGGAGGGCAAUGCUAAAAAACGCAAACAAUACCGCGAUAGCCUGAAGAAGAGGCCGGCCUCUGCCAAGUCCAGACGGGAGCUGGACGAAAUCGAGCUGGGCUACAGGAGGAAACCUUACCACAUCAGCCACCACCACUACCAUGGCCACCGCUCUGCCUCUCCACCACUCCUGCCCUCUGAACGGAAAAGAGGAGGAGGAGGAGGUAGUGGCGGAGGAGGAAAUACUGAAGGGAACUCCUAUCUCUUCAGAGAAAAGGAAAGUGUUAGGGAUUUUUAUUUGGACCAGUUUCGGCCCAAGGAGGGCGUCCCACAGUGGGAGCAUGUGGACCUCACAGAGGGAGGUGGGAGCAGAGAAGGAGUGGGGACUUGCACCUCCCUGGUCCCAGUGGAUGAUUUCCUUAAGAGCAAACCCAAAAAGUCUGAUUCUAAGAGUGGUGGAGGGUCAGGGCUGGCAGGGGGAGAGUGGGAAUGCAGGAACUGUCGGGCUAGUGGGGGAGGGGGCAAACAGAUGUCCAUUCAUGGUAGUGGGUAUGGUGUGGGUAUAAGUUGCGGGACAUCAGGAGGGGGAGGCAGUCGCCCUAGCUCUGCAACCUGCAUGCGCUGCGAAGGCUGCAAAAAGGGGCAGCAAACUACUGGAAACCUUUAUGAUAUCAGCGAGGACAACAACCACCUUUUGGAACAAAUGGGGGGAGGACAAGGUGGAGGAGGAGGGGGAGGCCCUCAGUCUCAACCUCAGGGCCAGCAGAGGAGGAAGGGUGGAUUUGGCAAGCCACUAAGGCGGCAGCACUCAUAUGAUACGUUUGUGGACCUUCAGAAAGACGAGUCGGGUGGAAUGGGAAGUUUAAUGGGGAUUGGAGGUGGAGGAAUUGGUGGAUCAGGAAUGGGGGGGAUGCUACCCCCACCCAGGAGUGUCAGCUUAAAGGAGAAGGAGCGCUACAUGGAGGGAACCAGCCCUUUUGCGCACAUAUUUGAACGCCACGGUGGAUCAGAGAGGGAAAGGGAAAGAGACAGGGACCCUUUGUUUUACGAAGGCCGGAAAGGCCCUGGCUCACCGUUUGGCCUGUUCAGAGGCGGGGAAGGACUCCACCGCCGCUCAAUCGGAGAGAGAGACAUGAGAGACAGGGAUAGGUCUCUGAUGGAAGGAGGAGGAGGAGCAGCGUUCUCUUUAUCGAAAUCUCUUUACCCCGACAGGGUAAACCAAAACCCCUUUAUACCCACCUUUGGCGACGACCAGUGUCUGAUGCACGGAGCCAAACAAUACUACAUGAAAAAGCAACAGCAGCAGCAACAAGUUGCCAAAAACAGCCGAAGUGACUUCAGGAGCCAGAUGAGUACGCCGUCGUAUCUUCCAUCGUCCGCCUCGUCUGGAGUGAUGUCGAAUGUGGCCCCACGGUUCCCGAAAGAGCUCAGCCUCGGUGGGUUGAACCACCACGGCUCCAUGCUGGGCGUCGGCCCCCCUCGUCCCUUCAAUGGAAGCAAUGGCCAUGUGUACGAGAAACUGUCCAGCAUCGAGUCUGACGUGUGAGAGAACAAGGAGAGGAGGAGGCAAAUGGGAAAGAGGGGAGGACUUGUAAGGAGAUUAGAGAUGAAUUAAAGACAAUGGGCCUCAUUCACCCAUAAGAGUUUUCUUAAAUUUGUUCUUAAGAAUGAGAAGCCUGUGAACGAUUCAUGACAUUAUUGUCACCUGUGUUCUUGAGUCGAUGAAUGGCAAGUGCUAAUAAGCAAGUUUCUUCCAAUUGGCAAAGAGAAAUGCCCCUUUUAUGUCCAUAUAAGAGAAUGAGACUGCAGGGCAUUGCGCAAAAACAGAAGGCAGAGAGGAGUAAGAGGAGAAGAAGCAAGAUCUCAAUAACAUCCCACUUAAAAAUAAACUGUGAAAACAAUUGCAAUAGUUUGUAAUACGUCAAUAGCUCAGAAAUGGAUUAGCACCAGUACAGAAUAUUAAUUCUAAAAAAAACAUUAAAUGGAUGAAAUCACUGGUUCAGAUGAUACUUAAAUCAGAAAUGACAUGUGUCAUGCUGUAAUAAGAAAAGGAUGCAUUCCAGACAAGUUACAGCAUAGUUUCCCAUCCAGGGGUCGGCGAGGGAGGUGCAAGGCUUUGUCUGCUCUUAGGUUGUCCAAAUUUGAUUGGCAUAUUUUACUCUAAGAUUAUGUGCAAAACUUUCUUUGAAUAGUUUAUACAAAUGUCUUUAGGUAUUAUAAACAGAUGAAGAUCUUUUUUGUAGGAUUUUGCCAGUUAAACAAUUAGAACCGAUGUUGAAUUUCGACAAUUAUCCAUUACUUUUAAAUUUGUGUAGGUCUUGGGGGGGCUUGGCUUUUCUUAGAUACCAGAAAGGGAGGGCUCCGGGAGAAAUAAACAAUUGGAAAUUACUGAACUAAGAGGCAACUGGCUGCUGGCCUCUAUGGUGGGGCGUUUUGGGCUCAUCUGUUGCAGACCACUACCAUGGGGCAGGAAGUGACAUACUAACCCUUGUUGGGUUUUUGCUUAGUUUGUGGUGUGUUAUCUUAGAUAUAUUCCCCUUACCCUAACCCUAACCAUAACCUCUAGGGUUCAGGUACUUAACCGUCUUUGGGGUUUUCCUUGGUUUGUGGUGUGUUACAUCUCAAUUUAUCUCCCUCUCCUUCCCUCUUACCCUAAUCCUAACCUUUAGGGUUCGGGUGCCUAACCCUAACCCCCCUGGAGUUUUCCUUAGUUUGUGGUGUCUUAUUUUUAAUUUCACCCCCCCUCAAUAAAUUUUCUAUUAUCUUUCAUAAAAUGUUGUUCUUGUGAAAACUAGCCACUCACUGUAACCACUAACUGUGAGCCAAAAAUAUCCAUCAUUUAGAAAGUUGUUCUGGUUCUGCUUUGGGUAAUGUAUGUCACCCUGCCAUAGAAUUCUGCAGCCAGAUCCUCUUUUUACUGAAUUAAAAAAAUUGCUCAAUCAAGUGACUGAUGUGGGUAUAAAGGCUCAUUUAUGCUCUACUCACGUAUGAAAAUAAAUCUUUGAUUUUCAAACCUUUAAACCGUCAUUGCUUUGUUAUGUCGGACACUGAAAAGACAUCCUGCCCAGACCUUCUCAGUUGUCUGCAACAUUUUCUCAGAAAACUUGAUUAAUUUCCACAUUUUCAAAUGAUUCUUCUUCGCUGUGUUUUGCUAAUUUGUUGGCUGUAUUGCUCAACACUGCCCCCAUGAUCAGCGAUGGCGUUGCAUCAUUUGGUCCGUAUUUGUAAUCGUUGAGAGAACGGGCGAAAAACGGACGGAAUAAAUGCAGAUAGCAGAUCGAAAGGUCAGUCCGUAUCCAUGUGUGUUUCAGAUGUAUAGCAUAAAUGAGCCUUAACUUGAUUUAAUUUACGUUCAUUCUUAAAUCUAAUGCUUUAAAAUUAUGCAAUCACAUUUAAACCUGCUGAUGCACACAUACUAAUGUGUGAUUAUUGUUUUAAACAAGUGCAACAAUAAAAGUACUACACAUAUUCUAAAUUUGAACUCAUAAUUUAACAUUUUGCACUAAAAAUGAAACACUGCACUUUUAAAUUAGGACUUAAACAUUUUAAAGUCACAUGUUUUGCAUAUCAAUUAUGUAAAUGAUGAAAUUUAUUGACAAAAAUGCUGUAAAAUAGAGAUCAGAAUUCUAUUUUAUUUUGUCAUUCUUAAUCCAGCACAUUUGCAGUGCAAAAUUAAACAUUUUAUCCUGUCAUAUCAGCACUCAGAUGUUCAUAAGAGUGCUCUGAAGUGUUAUUAGAUCUUUGAGGGUGUAAGGACAAGUUUCCUUUUAAGAACGUCUGGUGAAUGAGGCCCAGGGUCCAUGCUCUGUGACCCGAGCCCAUAUUGGGACAGAAAGAUUGCAUUUAAGGGGAGGAAGAAAAGACUGAAAGGUUGAGACUGCAAAGGAAACUGAAAGAAUCUUGAUUUUGCAAGAAAUGUGUUUAAAAUUCAGGACACCCUGAGGAGGAGUGGGAUGUAAAACCCUCUCUCAGAUUUGGCCAAAGCAACUCUACUUUCAUGUCAAAAUCAGUCGAUUAACCCUCCCCCCUUAAUGCCACAAAUGCACUCCGAUUCCUUCAUUUCACCCGCCAGUGAGCGAAGCAGAAGUCAAUCCGCUUGUUUACGACUGCAAAGAAGAGACAUCUCAUCUUAGUUUGAUCUCACACAUGUGUGAUCUGACGGCUGUCUGAGAGCUCCCGCUGUGGAAGGACUAUGAGAGCGGAGAGAGGAGCGAACUGCCCAUCUGCCCUGGUGUCACCUCAGAAAGAGACAUCGCCACUUCUAGUCGAGCCGCCACACGGGACAUGACGAGUGCUUCUCUGUCCAUCUCUCUCUCCGUCCGACACUUGUGUUCUCUCCUCCUCCUCAUCCCUAACGCCAAAAGAGCUGAUCUUGUUUGCUGUGAGAAAUACAAUCAUGAAUGAUAAUAAGAUAUUCUUAUAGAAAAAAACAGGGUAUAAGA